Molecule: messenger RNA, 4740 nt
Organism: Symbiodinium sp. CCMP2592
Lineage: Eukaryota; Dinophyceae; Suessiales; Symbiodiniaceae
Source: the annotation of a GenBank genome assembly
AUGGUGUUCGACGACCAGCGGCUUCCGAGUCGGCUGUUCGACGACCAGCGGCUUCCGGGUCGGCCGAGUCAGGGGCAGCAGGGGUUCUCUAGCCAAGCCCUUGAUGACGUCUCUGAUGGAAUCGAGAGCGGCUCCAACACCAGCGAGAGCGACACUUCUCGCAACACAUCUGUCUCCACUGAACUGCCCAGCAUCGUCUCCUUGGAGCUGGUCGGGCCCCCUCUGGACAGAGCCAAAUCAUACGUGCUGGACCUUUACCGCCGAGAACUGCCUGCCACCAGGCCUAAUGACAGUGCUCGCUCCCAUGGAGCACGACUGGGAUGGGCCAAGCGUGAUCUUGCAAAGCGUGACUGGAACUCCACCAAGUGGGUGGCCGGCCGCCUGCUGUCCAACUCGAGACUGCACGACUGGCUGGGCUUUGUGCAGGAAGAAGGGCAUGCACCCAGAGACGAGCGUCUCGGCCGUUGGUCUUCUACCGAUCACGAAAUCUACGUGCUGCUCCCUUCCAGAGGCCUGUACCAGCUAGGUACCCUAAACGUAACACCACGCGAUCCCGCCGAUCCUCUACGACUUUGUUUGUCCCUACACAACCUCACCCCGCUUCCUUCCCAGCCCCAGCACGACACAGCAGGUGUGUUGGCCGGGCUGGCCAUGAUGCCAGCUGCUGGCGGUUGGAGACAGGGUGCUCCCCAGGGCUUUGGCACAGAGGUGUCCUACGACAAACACGGAGGCAUCCUUGUAUUGGCACGGACGGAGGUAUUCACAAACAUGGCAUUUCAAGAGGUUUACCCGGGUCGGCUGGUGCACUUUCGCGCCACACACAUCCGGACUCACAUGACUGUUGAUGUCAUCGGCCUUUAUCAGCAUGUUUGGCGAUCGCAGCUUCCUGCUGAACAGAACCAUAUCUAUAGGAAGGAUAUUUGGGACAAGCUUAGCUCCCUCCUCCUCAGCAUCCCCACACGACAUGUUGUCAUGGUGGCAGGAGACUACAACUCUGUGCUUCAGCCGCUGCCGCCCCACGUUGGGCCGGCUGCAACAGCCAAAGCAGGCUCCGCUACCACUGAUAAAUCCCUGGGCCAAACUCAAAUCGACUUUGUGAUGGCGCGCAUUCGGGAUAGCAAAGGAUUAGCUAAGAUGGCUCGGCCCCAGCAUUCCUUCCCGGUAGGUGCGUGGCGCAAGGACGGACACUGGCCCGUGGAGGCCUGUCUACCAGUGACACCUUUUCACCGUAGACCCCAGGCAUCCCGCCCUGUAGCUGCAGCUUACGACACCAAAGCACUACAGCUUGCCGUCAUAACACAAAGUCCGGAGGCCGAAGCCCUCCGCCUUGAUGUGGAAGGCCGACUGCCUGGCCUGCAGGCCACCUCUUUGCUGGGUGUCCGAAACGGUGUAAAUCAGGUUAUGUUAGAUGCCCUCAGUAGGCACUUUCCCCUCCGACCCCGACCUGACACACGCAUCAGUGCGCAAGGGCCCUAUCGAGCCUCUGCUCGAGAGACUUGGCGCCUUUAUCGGGUCUACAAGGCCCCUCGAAUAGCCUAUGGAUUAAGAGUUUGGAGAAAAUGGUUUGACUAUGCCAGGUUCCGUCGAGCGUCUGCGGCCUUGCGGGCCCAAAGUCAGCAACUCAAACGAUCUGCUCUGCUUAGCAAACUGGAAGAAGCCGAACAAGCCGCUGUGGCAGGCAACCAGCGCGUCUUGCAUCAGAUCGUCAGGAGCCUGGCUCCUUCGUCUUUUCAGAUUGUAUCCCGCCUUCGCAGCCCUUCGGGUGCUCUGCAGAGCAAGGCCGAUGAGCUUCAACAAAUCUUGCAACACGCCAAGGCUGUUUUUGCCAAGCAUUCAGAUCACUCUGAAAUCAGCUGCUUGCAUCAAGACUUUCACAUCACAGAUGCAGAGGUACAAGCUGAGCUUCGCAAACUGGGGGUGGCCAAGGCAGUCCCCAAAACUGUAGCCCCGGCGGCAUGUUGGAAGCUGUGCUCUUCCGGCCUUAGUCAGGCACUGGGCCCUGCUCUUCGAACACACUUUCGAGCUGGCAGUGUCUGCCGUCUUCAGCAGGAGCUCCAUGAUGCACAUGUGUCCCUGAUCCCGAAACCCAAUAAACCUGCAACGGAGGUAGCCAACCUCCGACCCAUAGGCUUGCAGUGUCCAUCAGCUAAAGUAGUGGCUGGGCUAGUUCGCCAGAAAUUGCUGGAUGUCCUGACACCUCUCCUGCAGUUCCAGCCCCAAUAUGCUUACACGAAGUGCAGAGGAACUUUCAAUGCCAUCCUCCGCGUGCAUGGACACUUCGAGCAAGUGGGUCAGCUCCUGAGAGCCAAUAGACUCGACCGCUUCCAGCAGCACCAGGGGAGCCAGAGACUCCCCUUCUUCGGUGGCUUAAGCUUAUCUUUGGAUUUGACUAAAGCUUUCGAUCUGACUGAUCGGCCUAGACUGUAUGGUACGUUGUCCGAAUUUGGGGUCUCACAGGAUGUAAUCUCUAUAGUGCAGCAACUCUACAAGGAUGCCCGUUAUAUCUUCCGAGCCGGCUCCUUGGAGCAUGCCCUUGUCACAACCAACGGGCUUAAGCAAGGAUGUCUCAUUGCACCUUUUCUUUGGUGCUACUACACCUUGGCCCUUCUCCAUACCCUACAGGCCAAACGCGAUGGCGAUUGGGCAAGGCGGGUCAUUACGCUUUUUGCUGAUGACACGUGGGGGAGUUGGGUCUUGAAGUGUAAAGAAGAUUUCUACAGGGCCUUGGAUGACUUAACAAUCAUACUUGAAACCUUAGUGGAGUACAAAAUGGAGAUCAAUUAUAAAAAGACUGCCAUCCUGUUGAGAAUUGAGGGCAAACAAGCCAAAGCCAUUCUUCAUGAGCAUUGCUGUCUAAAAAAUGGGCAACGUUUCUUGAAAGUGGUUGUACAUGGCCAAAUUGAGCUCAUUCCCAUUAAGGACUCACACGAAUAUCUGGGCACACAGGUUUCAUAUCGACAUCGUCUUGACAAAAAUCUCAAUUCCCGUGUGCAGGCCGGACAGGCCAAACAUCAGCAACUCAAAAAGGUCUUGAACGGCACCCAUGUUCUCUCGAGCCAUCAUAGAGUUCGUCUCUGGGCUGCUUGUGUUCAGACCAGUCUCGUCUAUUCCUUGCCGGCGGUUGGGGUAACCAAGAUAGGUCUUCAGAAACUUGAAAAGGUCAUGGUGAGGCACCUGCGCGCCAUUUUCCGACAGCCUGCACACCUCACCCACAGCACCAAUGCCUCCAUUUGGGAGCGGGCUCGCCAGGUACCUGCAGGACGCCUCCUGCUUGGGGCCGUCGAAAAUUUCACUGCCAAGCUGCAAGCCAAGCGGCUUGAGGCACCGGAUAUCACCACGGAACAGGCAGUGUUUGAUCAACUCGACUCUCUCAUAGCCUCCCUGCGGCGUUUGGUGGAUGAGUGUAGCCAAACCACCCAACAGUCCACUGAGGACGCUACUCUUGAUCACCUGUGUCCGGAGUGUGCCAUGCCAUUCUCCAGUGAUAAUGCACGGCGUAUACACUGCAAGCUGAAGCAUGGCUACUUGCCGGAACAUGCCACGAGCAAACCGGUGAAAUUUCAAGCCCAUUUGCAUGCUUGUGGGGGCCUCCCCCAAUGUCAGCUUUGCAAUCGUCGCUUCGGCAGGUGGCAGCAGCUUCGCCGGCACAUAGAAGAUGGCUCCUGCCAUGUCCUCGGAGGAGAAAGCCUCACCAAACACCCUAUCAAUACGCAAGACGCUCAGGUGGCGUCGACUGAUGACACAGCAGCGAUUGACCCGGCGACCGCCACGGGUGUUCAUCAAAACAUGCCGUUAGUUCGCAGACACGAUUUCUUAAGUCGAUUGCAUGACUGGGAAGCACUGCUCCGUGAUCAUCGGUCAGUGAACGAUCUGGCGGAACUCAAUCCGGAAGCCGAGAUCUUUGCACACUGCCAUCCGAGCUUACUGUCGUUCCAUUCGCAGGCCGAGACGCCAACCAAGGAUCAACCGAGCAAGCGACCGCGACAGGAAGAUUCCACACAGAAGCCGGGGAAUCAGGUGUUGCAAAAACAGCAAGGCAAUCGGCCCACAGGAAAUCUGAUGGAAAGCUUGAAGCUACUAGCAAGGCUGCUAGUGCAACACGAAGAUCAGUUGGCGGCAUUGCGCAUGGACAAGGGCUUCGUGCUUUUUGCACGCCAAGAUCAGUUCUCGCUCAUUCCGGCGAUGUACGCCAUCUCGAAAGAGUGGAACCACACUCGCGAGACCGAACCCGAGAAGCUUCAGUCCCCAUUGAGAACUCUCCUCUUAGCUUGUCUCAUUCGGGAACUGAUGCAAAGAAUCCAGAAGAUGGUGGCAACCACCGAGGGGAUGGACAAACUCAAGGCCGCCAGUUGGAUGACAGCUGGAGGCGAGUGGUGCUUCAUGAAGUUCUGUCAUCGAACCAAGAAGCUCAUCCCCAACCCGGCCCAGUCUGCCAUGGCACACGACGAGGUCAUCCGUCUUCUGACAUUCUUGUUGACAGCGAUGCAGGGGGAGAUAAUACACAAGUUCUGCAGCACUCGACCACUCAAGCAAUUGGAGGGCUCGGCAGACCAGAAACCCCAAGCUGUGUUUCUGCUGGAGAUCUCCCUACGGGGGGAGAAAGCGGGGGAAGUUCACGAGGCCUUCUCCAGGUUGGCCAAUCUUUCGGUGUGGCAAUUGAUCAGGGUCUCGAUGAAGCGAGAGUCGCUGCAGCGAUCCAAUGCGGCGAAGAAAGUUGCACAGCUGCUCGGACAGCGGUGA